GAUUCAGUCUUGUCGUAGCCCUCAUUGUGGCAGCAACGAUUUUAUUCAAACUUACAUUUUGUGCGUCUGCGCUGAAAUUGGUGAUCGAAUUGAAUACAUUUGCAGUAUCGCGUUGGCGUCGCUACCAACUUUUCAUUCAAAUUGUUUUUGUUCUUUUUUGUCCUCUUCUAAAUUCGUUGUGUUGUUAUUUUUAUUAUUUUACUCUGGAGUAACAGUGAUUUGCUUCAAAUUGCCAGAUCAGUUUGCUGGUUGCCGUAAUGUUGUGUUAAAAAGGCGUGAAGUGAGAAAAAUAUAAAACUAAAACAAUAUCGAACAUAUGCAUGCGUAUGUAAAAAUAAAAUAAAAAUAAAACAAAAAGAAUAAAUCGCCGACGAAAGGAGCGAACGGAGUGGCGGAUCUAGUAGCAAAGGAGCGUUGCUGAUUCACUCAAGCAAAACGUUCAAAUGCGUUGAGCACGCUCAGCAGCAGUCGGUCGUAGACGGAUCGAAUAGCACUCGCCGUGGGCAAUAUUCCAAUAUUUUUUUUCGACAGAAUAAAAGCAAUAAACGAGUAUGUGUUAUAUCAUCAUCACCGGUGGCAGCAUAGUCUGGUUCGUGUUGAGCCUAAUCGCCGACAUGUUAAUCGUCUCUGCGAUAGUCACACCCAAAUGGUUGAUUGGGCCGAAUCCAACAUUUGUCAGUAUCGAUUCCAGCUCUUCUGCUCGCCUGCUCUCGCAAAAUGACACUCAGCUGAUUGUACCUAUACCAUCGGUGCGUUAUCCUUCCGUAGGCAUUUAUACGCGCUGUAAGGUGAUGCACAGUUCUGGUUAUAAUUGUGGUCCCUUCGAUUUGGAUGGUUUCGCGACAGAUAACAGUGUUUAUCCAGGUGCGUGGAAAUCCACAAUGUUCUUCAUGUCACUGGGCUUCGCCGUGCACUCCAUAACAGUGGCGUUAACGCUCGUUACUUGUUGCCGGCAAUCGGCUUUCGGCAAAAGCAUACACAAUAUGACCGGCUGUGCGCAAGUUGUGUCAGCGAUCAGCAUUAUGUUGGCGAUUUUUCUACAUCCAUUAGCGUGGGGCGCGCCUCGUGUGCAGGUAUUGUGUGGCGCAGAUGCCGAACCUUUCUAUCCAGGAGGUUGCUCAAUUGGCAUAUCCUUUUACUGUGCUGUAGCCGCCGCUUUGCUUUGUUUCAUUUGCGCCGGCAUCAGUCUGAAAGCGGAAUCAUCUAAUAUGCGCAUGCGCGUAAAACGGCGCGUCGAAGAGGGCAAUCGAUUGGUAUGCAUUCCAUAAAACCAUUCUAUGUAAAGUAUUAAUUGUAAUUCCUCAAAUGUUCGCAUCGUAAAAAUGUAUUUCGAAUUUAUCGAAUAAGAUAACUGUGUUGUAAAUUAUUUUAUACAUAUAAACUUUUUUAUUAAUUUUAAGAGAAAUUAAUGUAAUAGACUAGGCUAAGCUGUGUGAAAUCUUCCCUACAUAAACUCAAGUGACAUAUUUUUUUUUGCAUUUAUGAAAGUGUA
Messenger RNA from Ceratitis capitata (Mediterranean fruit fly), 1492 nucleotides. RefSeq names its product LHFPL tetraspan subfamily member 2a protein. Lineage: Eukaryota; Metazoa; Arthropoda; Insecta; Diptera; Tephritidae. The transcript is spliced from 4 exons. The coding region runs from base 552 to 1268 and encodes 238 amino acids. The record is from RefSeq and is a predicted model, not a curated record. Gene Ontology annotation, cellular component: membrane.